Messenger RNA from Thyridium curvatum, 2091 nucleotides. RefSeq lists its product as uncharacterized. The transcript has 10 exons. Gene Ontology annotation, molecular function: pyridoxal phosphate binding. NCBI's taxonomy places the organism in Eukaryota, Fungi, Ascomycota, Sordariomycetes, Thyridiales, Thyridiaceae. The coding region runs from base 1 to 2091 and encodes 696 amino acids. Gene Ontology annotation, biological process: biosynthetic process. The record is from RefSeq and is a predicted model, not a curated record.
AUGGCGUUCAACUUUCGCAAGUUCAGCAUGAACCGCAACACGGGCGUGCCCCGGCCCGCCCGGCGGUUCUCCAACGCUGAGCCUACCGCAAACGAGGCCAGCAGCAAGAUCCAUCGCCAGUUCCGUGCCGCGCACGAAGGGCACCUGCCCCACGCCGGUCUCGACGCCACCAGGGCGUCGACCGGUGUGGUUUGGUGCACCGAGCGAGCUGCCGAGUUCGGCUUCCUGGACGAGCCCGACCAGUGGGCGAAUCUUGGUCAGGGUGCUCCUGAAGUUGAGGAUAGCAUCGAGGGUUGCUUCCAGCGGCCCAAGACGCUCGAUAUCUCCGUCAACAGCAGAGAGUACGGUCCGACCGCGGGCAUCAAGCCCCUGCGGGAGGCCGUUGCCAACCUCUACAACGAGAUGCACCGCCAGGGCAAGCCCAGCAAGUACACCUGGGAGAACGUCGCCAUCGUCCCCGGAGGCCGUGCCGGCCUCAUCCGCAUUGCUGCUGUGCUGAACAAUGCCUACGUCGGGUUCUUCAUUCCUGAUUAUACCGCAUACAAUGAGAUGCUUUCCCUUUUCAAGAACUUUGCCGCUAUCCCUGUCCCCCUGUCCAAGGAGGACAACUAUCACAUCAACCCGGAGAAGAUCGCCGCCGAGAUUGAGCGUGGUACCGGUGUGAUCUUGACCUCUAACCCCAGGAACCCGACAGGCCGCGUCGUUGCAGGGGCAGAGCUCGCGGAGAUCCAAGACAUCUGCAGGGAUAGAGCCACAUUUAUCAGCGACGAGUUUUACUCGGGAUACAACUACACUAGCGACUGCGAUGGAACCACCAUCAGCGCUGCGGAAAACGUCGAGGACGUUGACGAGGAUGACGUCCUCAUCAUCGACGGGCUCACGAAGCGCUUCCGUCUGCCAGGCUGGCGUGUAGCUUGGAUCAUCGGGCCCAAGGAGUUCAUCAAAGCCAUCGGCUCCUGCGGGUCCUACCUCGACGGCGGCACCAACGUGCCCUUCCAGGAGGCCGCCAUCCCCAUGCUCGAGCCGAAGCUGGUGCGCGAGGAGAUGAAGGCCCUGCAGCACCACUUCCGCGACAAGCGCGACUACGUGGUCAAGCGCCUGCGCGAGAUGGGCUUCAACAUCAAGCACACGCCCGACUCGACCUUCUACCUGUGGCUCGACCUCGAGGGCCUGCCCGAGCCCAUCGCCGACGGGCUCAACUUCUUCCAGGCCUGCCUCGAGGAGAAGGUCAUCGUCGUGCCGGGCAUCUUCUUCGACCUGAACCCGUCGCGCCGCCGCGACCUGUUCGACAGCCCCUGCCACCACUUUGUGCGCUUCUCGUACGGGCCCAAGAUGGAGACGCUCAAGCUCGGCUGCGACGGCAUCGAGCGGGUGCUCAAGAAGUUCAAGAGCCACCAACAGCUCAAGGCGGGCGAUACACCAACCGCUCUGAAAAAAACGCCACCCGUCGUCCUCAUCACCGCGUUGUACCUCUCGCCCUUCAUGCGUCGGGCAGCACCAGCACCAGCAGCAGCCGCACACCAACUCACAAGAACACUCUACGCACCGAGGCCGUCACCAAGCGCGCGUAUACUGAGCAGCAGCAGCAGCAGCAGCAGCUCCUUCUCCUCCAACGCGGGACGCAACCACUCCCGUCCCGCUCACCAGCACCAGCACCCGCAAUCUCUCCACCCCGCCCUCGCCCUCGCCCUCGGACAGCGCGCAAUGGCCACCUCCUCGCAACAACAACAACAACAGCCGGCCACCACCACCCCGCCCGGCCCGGAGAGGCAGCGAGAAGGCGACAAGGAGCAAAAGAAGCCAGCCCUGCUCCUCGAGGACAGCAGCGCCGCCGCCGCCGCCGCCGCCGAGGACACGCACAAGAUCGACCUGUCGGACGGCGGCCAGGGGUCCGUCAAGCUCGACAGCCUGGGCCCGCUCGUCGUGCACAAGGACGGCACCACCUCGCGGAUUUCCAACUGGGGCGAGAUGACGCGGAUCGAGCGCGAGAACACGCUCCGCGUCCUGGGCAAGAGGAACCAGCUCCGGCUCGGGCAGCUGAGGGGCCAAGCGGGAGGCAAUGGUAAUGCCGAUGGCGGCAACGCAUCAUAA